CCACUCACCUGUGCAGUGUUCGCGACGCACCCCGAGCGAACCGGAGGUGGGGAGCGUCCUCUCCCAGUGCGAGUGACAAACCAUCAUGCGCAAGUGUGCCCUCAUAAGGCUGUAGUUUAGAAAACGUGCUAAAUUAUUUUCUGGAUAUCGGUGCGCUCUUCAGUGGUGAGGAUUUUUUAAAGAUUAUCAGUGACUGUUUGAGUGCGUUCACACCAUGAAGAUGGCCAGGCGAGGAGGCGCGGACCCAACACCCAUAUGCCGUUGCCGAGUGUUGUACCUGGGGUCCUCGGUGCCCCAGGUCACGAAGGAUGGCCUGCAGGGCAUCCAGGAACCCCUGAGAGAGCUGUAUCCUGCUGAAGGGGCGGUCAGUGCCCGGGGGAUCGACUCGUGGCUUUCUGUGUGGUCGAACGGACUUCUGUUGGAGAAUGUCGACGAGAACCAGAAAAAGGUCACUCGGUUCUUCCCCAUCGACUCUCUCCACUACUGCGCCGCCGUCAGGUACGUGGUUGUGUCGGGCGGCGGGGAUGCGACCGUCCCGAGGUUCCUGCCGCUGGACUCGCCCUUCGCCCGGAACCCCAACAUCAACCACCCGCCGCUCUUCGCCUGCAUCAUGCGCAGGACCACAGGCAUCAAGGUGCUGGAAUGCCACGCUUUCAUCUGUAAGCGUGAGACGCCUGCCAAUGCGCUCGUGCGCUGCUGCUUCCACGCCUAUGCGGACUCCAUGUACGCCCGCACCCUGGAGGGCGGAAACAGCCAGUACGGCUCCGUGUACGGCGGCCGGGCCACGGAGGAGCGGGCCAUCGAAAUCGAGGACUUCAGCAGUGCCGCUUCUGAAAUCAUUCCUGCGUCGGUGAACUCGUCCCCGACCCAGGAAGCGCCGGCCUCCCCGACCUCGCAGGGCUCGCCCGGGGACGAAAUAUCCAUAUACAACGGCGACGAGAAUCACAAGGUGUGGGCGGGGCCGCCGAAGACGGAGACGGACCUCAUCUACACGGAAUACAAUUCGGGCACCAUGCGAUCGGCGAGGUCCACGUCGUCGCUCUACGGCACGGCCGGCGGCACGAGACCUGCGCGGCCGCGGCAGAUGAUCAUGCCCUCCGUGGCCCCGCCGCCGCCCCCGGAGAUGGACAAGGACAAGAAGUCAAAGAAGGACUCGAAAAAUAAGUCUCGGCGCGACGACGACGAGAUGAGUCGCCUGACCAACGGCGUCCCGACGCGCCCCGCCAGCGUCGUCAACGGCGGCCCGCGGCACCACAACGGCAGCCUCCCAAGGCACAUGAACGGCCACUCCUCGCCGCCCAAGAGCAAGGGCAAGUUCCCUCGCCUCCUACACGGGAGCAGCAGCCUCUCCGACAGGAGGAGCAAGGGCAUGAGGGGCCCCCCACCCUUCAUCAUGGUCCAGGGGCCACCCGGGCCUCCUGGACCCCACGGGCCGCCCAUGCCUCAUGGCCCGCCGGGGCCACAUGGGCCACACGGGCCGCCAGGAAUUCAUGGGCCUCCUGGUCCCCACGGGCCACCAGGGCCGCACGGACCCCCGGGGCCUCCCCACAUGGUACCCCCCAUGGGUCCCCCGAUGGGUCCCAUGCCGCCUCCUCCUCACAUGAUGCCCCUCCAGGGCCCUCCGCCUCCUCAUAUGCUGCCCCCGCCGGGCCCUCAUCACGCCAUGCUGCCUCCGCCCGGGCCUAUGGCCGCCUAUGGACCCCCUGGGCCCCACGGGCCUCCGGGCAGACGGCCGCCGUCCCGCGUCCUCGAGGAACCCAUUUACAUGCCCUCUACGCGGCCUCUGAGCCCCACGGCCUCCUACCAGCCCGGCCACUUCCCCCACGAGCAGUACCUCCUGCAGCAGUACGCCACUACCGGCCGCCCCAAGCAUAAGAAGAAGAAAAAGAGCAAAAAGGAAUCCGACGAGGACAUCUACGGCAGGAAGGGGCACCUGAAUGAGCGAGCUUUCUCCUACAGCAUCCGGGAGGAGCACAGGUCUCGCUCGUACGGCUCCUUGGCGGGCCUCGGCGAGGACUCCAUGAGUAAGAAGGACCGGGAGAUCCUCCAGAUGGUCGCGGACCUCGAUCUGAGCGGCGACGAACUGGAGCGCGUGGAGCCUCGGCCCGGAGUCUACCGCCCCCCGCACUCCGACCGAUUAUCCGCCGCGGGGACCAUCACCUCCAGAAUCUCCAGAGCCUCCCGACGGUGAACUUCCAGAGCGACGACAGGCAGAGAGGAAGCAACACUUAUCCAUCACCAGCGCCGAUCUUCUCGAGGAAAACAUUAAAAAGAAAAGAAAUAAUAAUACUCGACCUGUUAUAUAUAUUAUAGACUUCGUGUCUCCGUCUCUGUAGUUUACGGAAGCAUUUAAAAAAAAUAAAUAUAUAUGACUUGUGAGAUCCGUGGCCAGUCUCGCGCGUCACGGGUGGUGGGCGUGAGAAGGAGGCGGAAGAUGGACGGAAGGAAGGCAUGGCGAUCACCCAUCCCGCUUCGUGGCUCGGUCGACACUGUUGCAUUUAACGUCGGGGAUUGGGUAUGAGGAGCGGUCGGCAGAGGCGGCGGGAGGGACAGGUGGGGAGGUAGGGCUGAAGGCAGAGGAAUGAUUUUGUAUGUGUUAGAGAGAGAGAGAGAGAGAGAGAGAGAGAGAGAGAGAGAGAGAGAGAGAGAGAGAGAGAGAGAGAGAGAGAGAGAGAGAGAGAGAGAGAGAGAGAGAGCAGUUUCACAACGGCCAAUCGACGCGCCACCGCAAGCUGUGGUCACGCGGUGGGACAGCGGGGCAACAGCGGACGACGCGGGUAACGAGGUUAGUUCGUCGAUAUAGGUGAGGGCAGAACGCCGUCGCAGGCUGGUACUACGCCCGUGGCCUACUGCUCUACUGCAGGCGAGCUCGCGACGUCGAAGCUCCUGUCCACCGCCAUAGCACCACGCCCAUCUAGCCACGCCCCCUGCUAGCCGCAGGCUGUCACCGCCGGCUUGUUACCAGCGUCGAUUCGCAUGCGUUACCUCUAUCGCCGUUCGAUAGUAACACGCGUGCACGAGUGACGCGUGAUAGGAGUUUCCAUUCCGAAACGGAAAUAGUUAAUUACUUUUCUUCUUGUGCGGAAAGUCUCGUGUCGCUUUGUUAUUCAAACUAAAAGGUCUGUAGCCUCUCCAUGGUAGCGGUUUAAAACGUCUUUGCUGUCUCAAGUAUUUCAAAAUGUGUGCGAGAACACCGAGGGUUAGGCCACACCCCUUGCGCCAUUUCUCGUAGUGUUAGUGAAGGGGAGUUCGCUAACGUGAUAUUCAUUUGUUAUUUCGCACUGCAGCACGAUUAGUGUUGCUAUAACAGGACAAGAUGAUCAACAGCAUGAAAUUCCAGUCACAAAUCUCAUGCAUAGAAACAGCAUCAGUUGCAAAUUUCCAUAAAUGACAAAAGAGAAGUUAAGAUCUGAGCACUCCUCUUCAACGUCCAAAUAAGGACUUGGCGUUGGUAACAAGAAUAACGUUCAUGAAACAUUUAAAGCGUGUCAAUUACCCACUAUUGAACUGUUCAUAAAUAUGCCUCGUCAGCUACCAAUCCUCGCCAUAAACGGCACACCCAUUUACAGCUAUGGUAACGUGUGUGGAUAUUGCCUCAGUAAUGACCCUGAGGCUUCCGUCGAAUCAAGAGGGGGGGAGGAAGGAAGGAAGGGAGGGAGGAAAGAAGGAAAGGGGGUGGGUUGGGAUGGGAUGGGGGAGGGGGUAGCGGUAUUCUCCCGCGGGCUGGAAUAAACUUACCAAAGAAUGUGCGAUUUUCUCUCAAGUGAUGCGUGACACGAGCUUGUUCCGAAGCCCAGCACCCCGACUUCGCUCGACUUCUGACUUCGCCCGACCUACCCCGACCGCCUACUCCGCCCGACGCCCGCACGCUCCACGCCCGUGUUGCACAGGUUAAAGAAGAGAAUUAUCAGCUGCUGACAGCUCCAUCACCGCCGCACUUAUGCCUAUGGUGGCUAUAGGCCUAUACGUGUGGCUGACGUAGAGGUGGUGCGAAGCCAUUAGAGAGGAAAGGAGGUUUUGUGCCAUGAAAGUCAGUUUGUAUUUAAUAAAUUAUAGUUUUUUACGUGUUCCUUCCCCCGUCGCUGGUAUGGUGUUUACAACCUUCAGCUUAUCGUCUUAUUGCUCAUGUAACUAGUAUUUUUCUAUUUGUAUAUAUUUUUAUGCGCACAUACACACACACGCACACACACACACGCACACGCACACACACACACACAGAUAUGCAUACAUGUAUAAUAUAUAUUUUUAUACGCACAUACACACACACGCACACGCACACACACACACACACACACACACACACACACACACACACACACACACACACACACACACACACACACACACACACACACACAUAUAUAUCAUCGCAUACAUCGGAAACCUGUUCAGACUUUCUUAGAUAUCAUCCCUUGAGUAUGAAAGUACUUCAUCUUAGAAAGGCAUUUCGCCAUAUAUUUCUGAAGGUUAUGAAAGAAUAAAAACGGAAUGUCUUUGUAUAUUUAUUAAGUCUAUCCCGUCACUGAAAUAGCAUCAAAAUUCCCUCGUAACACCUGUAUGGCAGAUACAGUCGUUGUGAUGAGAAUUUUUGUCUUUCUUCCGUGAAUAACGAAUGUAGAGUUCAUGAUCUGUGCGAAUGUAACUGCGUGAGAACCUCAUGUCAGGAUCUCGACGUGAAGGAAUCUGAAGGAAAAAAAAAAAAACAUUCUGUAAUCAUAUACUCAAAAAGCAAUAAAGGGGGCUCGAGGUCCAGCCAUGGUGGACUGUAGUAAACUUACACUGACUGUUUUCUCUGAGUGACCCGGACAAUCAGAUUACGGAAAAUGACUGGCCUCAGGCUCGCCCCAGCAGCAGGUACACACUGUAACGCAGGCCGAAGGAAAAGCGGUCACCAGGGGAUAAAAGUAGCAUUUUAACCUUACGUUCUUAUCGAUGCAAAUUCAGACUCGGUGUCCGUAGCAAAGAGCUGUGGCUACGGCGCGGGUGGUUGUUUUGCAGCUUUAGAGUUACUGCGAUGUCUUUAUACAUAUUACUUAUUUUGUUGUUAGAAGCUCAAUUAAUGUACAUAGGAGUACGGUGUUUUUUUUUUUUGGCAGUCACUAACUACACCCCCAAGGAGGUGCCAAGCUGGUCGCCCUGUGUAUAGCCCUUUGCUCGUGUAGGUGAUAAAUGUUGCAUAAGUAUUAUAUGUAUCUUUCUUAUCAAUUGUUCUUUAUACACGAAUGUACUAAAUAUCUUAACUAUGAAAUAAAGGAGAGUAAGAGA
Molecule: messenger RNA, 5265 nt
Organism: Penaeus indicus
Lineage: Eukaryota; Metazoa; Arthropoda; Malacostraca; Decapoda; Penaeidae
Product: cuticle collagen bli-1-like
Exons: 2
Coding region: 215-2191 (658 amino acids)
Source: RefSeq, a predicted model, not a curated record